Vollenhovia emeryi is the source of this 1712-nucleotide messenger RNA. Its product is annotated as probable cytochrome P450 304a1. Gene Ontology annotation, molecular function: heme binding; monooxygenase activity; oxidoreductase activity, acting on paired donors, with incorporation or reduction of molecular oxygen. The transcript has 7 exons. Bases 57 to 1565 code for a protein of 502 amino acids. NCBI's taxonomy places the organism in Eukaryota, Metazoa, Arthropoda, Insecta, Hymenoptera, Formicidae. The record is from RefSeq and is a predicted model, not a curated record.
UGAAAAACACGAUAUAUCUAAAAAGUGCUCAUUUAGUACUUGUUUCUCGUGCUAUCAUGUCGCCGCUUUUAGUGGUCAUAUGUACCCUUCUUCUGGUGUAUAAACUAUACAGAUUUCUUUACGAUAAACCACCUAAUACACCUCCAGGUAUCAUCAGACUUCCGAUAGGAGGAUGUUACUUGCUAUUGCUUUGGGGAAAUUAUAAGUUUCCACACUUGACCAUCGAUUAUUAUGUGAAAAAAUUGAAGUCAAAAAUUAUCAGCUGCUAUAUGGGUAAUUACUUUGCAAUAAUAGUGAACGAUUACGAAAGCAUAAAAGAAGUACUCUCAAGGAGUGAAUUUGAUGGGCGACUUACGAAUGUGCAUCAUAUAAAAGAUCGAGCGUUCGGAAAGGAAUUAGGUAUAUUUUUUACUGACGGCGACAAAUGGAGCGAACUGAGAAGAUUUGCCCUUCGUCAUAUGCGCGAUUUUGGAUUCGGUCGACGCCAGGAAAAGCUUGAGAGCGAAAUCAUGGAUGAGACGUCCAUACUCCUCGAUAUCUUGAAGAACGGACCCGUUUAUGAUGGAGAGAAGGAAAUACUAAAGGGCAACUUGGCGCUUUUCCCGGACAUUCUGUACGCGUCGUCGGGUAACAACAUAUGGAACAUUCUGUUCGGUUACAGACUUGAUAGAACCGAGCACGAUAUUCUGCUACGUUUCGGUCGUGCAGUUACGUUGUUUCAAAGCGCAAACGAUACAACAGGUGGUGCCAUUUUUCAGUAUGAAUUUUUGAAAUAUUUUGGUAAUAUGUUUGGUUAUAAAAAUCACAUGAAGGGAAGCAACAUAUUAAAAGAAAUUAUCCAGAAACAUUUGGAGUUUCACAAAAUCACUUUCGACAAGAAUAAUGAUCGUGGAUUCAUCGAUAAUUAUCUAAAGAAAAUGAAUGAAGAUGAGGCGAAUAGUUUCACAGACGAAGAAUUGAUUAUUUUGUUAAUCGACAUACUGAUGCCGGCUUUUUCAGCGCUACCAGGCACUAUUACUCAUACUAUUAAGUAUUUGAUGCACCAUCCUAGAGUUAUGGAAAAGGUACAAAACGACAUAGAUAACGUUGUCGGGACCGGACGAUUGGCCACGUGGGAAGAUAGAAAACAUUUGCCUUAUUUGGAAGCGAUAAUCCGAGAAGUGAUGAGAAUCGAAACACUCCUACCGCUCAGUAUAAUUCACAGGGCCACGGAAAAUACCACAUUAAAAGGCUACGAUAUACCGGCGGGCACACCGGUUGUCACUAACUUGGCGGCACUGCAUUACGAUCCCGACUUAUGGGGUGAUCCUGAAAUUUUUAGACCGGAAAGAUUUCUGAAGGAGAACGGACAAUUAGUCAAAGACUUUUCGCUUCCCUUCAGUUUCGGUCGUCGACUGUGCAUAGGAGAAACUUAUUCCAGAUACAACUUGUUCGGGACACUGGCUGUUCUAUUACAGAACUUCAACUUCUUCUUCGUGGAGGGUGAGCCAUCGAGCCUUAACGAUAAGGAAUCGGGCAUAAUCGUCAUGCCCAAAGAGCUGUGGAUACGCUUCGAAUUGCGUUAAUAUUGGAUAUUUUCUCAAUAAUACGUAGCUACAAAUAAAUAACAUCUUUCUCGUCAGCUAGAUGAGUAAGUCACAAAUUAUUACGCAAUGCCGAUGUAAAGGUACGUUAUGAAUUUGAUAACAAGUAAUUUUGGUUUGGUAACAACA